This is a messenger RNA of Miscanthus lutarioriparius, 387 nucleotides long. NCBI's taxonomy places the organism in Eukaryota, Viridiplantae, Streptophyta, Magnoliopsida, Poales, Poaceae. The record is from the annotation of a GenBank genome assembly.
AUGGAUCUGGAGAGGUCGCCGCCGGCGUCUCCGGCGGAGGCGGCAGUGGCCGGCGGCGGGGGCGGGGCCGCGGCCUGCUCCAUCUGCCUGGAUCUGGUGCUCGCCCGCGGCGCCGGCCGGUCCGUCGCCAAGCUGCAAUGCGGACACGAGUUCCACCUAGAUUGUAUUGGGUCCGCAUUCAAUGCAAAAGGAGCGAUGCAAUGCCCUAAUUGUCGGAAGAUUGAGAAAGGUCGCUGGCUUUAUGCAAGCGGACAUCGCCCCUCUGCUGAUAUUGAUAUGGGUGGCUGGGUGACUAGCGACAACUAUGAUAUCACCUCCGAGCUUCCUUUUGGAUUUCAAUGGUGCCCCUUUAGUGGAUUCACCCAGCUAGCAUCUGUGUUUGAGUAA